Messenger RNA from Haliaeetus leucocephalus (bald eagle), 1973 nucleotides. It is a transcript of the gene ABCB8, whose product is annotated as ATP-binding cassette, sub-family B (MDR/TAP), member 8. The transcript is spliced from 16 exons. The record is from RefSeq and is a predicted model, not a curated record. Gene Ontology annotation, molecular function: ATP hydrolysis activity; ABC-type oligopeptide transporter activity; ATP binding. NCBI's taxonomy places the organism in Eukaryota, Metazoa, Chordata, Aves, Accipitriformes, Accipitridae. Gene Ontology annotation, cellular component: membrane. Gene Ontology annotation, biological process: transmembrane transport. The coding region runs from base 1 to 1965 and encodes 654 amino acids.
AUGGCCCCACGGAGUCACCCGGACCUCAUGGGCCCACUCGCACCCCGUGGGGACGUGGGCACCCCGAUGACCCCGUGGGGACACAUCUGCCACGUGCGGGCACCGGCAGCCGGUGUCCCGGUGUCCCCCCAGCCGGGCCAGGAGGCCACCGUCCCCGUCCUCGCCGUCCCUGUCACGCUGGAGCCCGCGCAGCCCCAGCCAGAGCCCUCCUUCGACUGGCCGGCGUUCUGGACCUUCCUGCGCCCCCAGCUCCUGGCCCUCUCGGCAGCCGUGGUGCUGGCGCUGGGUGCAGCCCUGCUCAAUGUCCGCAUCCCCGUGCUGCUGGGGCAGCUGGUGAACGUGGUGGCUCGCUGUGCCCGUGGCCACAUCACCGGCUACUUGCAGGAGGCCCGGUGCCCGGCCCUGAGCCUGCUCACUGUCUACUGCCUGCAGGGGCUGCUGACCUUUGGGUACAUCGCGCUGCUGGCACGGGUCGGGGAGCAGGUGGCGGGCAGCAUGCGCAAGGCACUCUUCAUCUCCCUGCUACGGCAGGACGUGGCGUUCUUUGACGCCAACCGGACGGGGCAGCUGGUGAACCGGCUGACGGCCGACAUCCAGGAGUUCAAGUCCUCCUUCAAGUUGGCCAUCUCCCAGGGCCUGCGCAGCGGCACCCAGAUGGCGGGCUGCUUCGUCUCGCUCUACCUGCUCUCGCCCAAGCUGACUGGCCUCCUGCUCGUGGCGCUGCCCACGCUGGUGGGUGCCGGGACCCUCAUCGGCGCUGCUCUCCGCAGCCUCUCCCGCCAGGCGCAGGAGCAGGUGGCCAAGGCCACUGGGGUGGCAGACGAGGUGCUGGGAAAUGUCCGGACGGUGCGCGCCUUCGCCAUGGAGGACCAGCAGGCAGGGCUGUACUGCGCCGAGGUGGACCGCGCCGGCUGGCUGAACGAGCGGCUGGGGAUGGGCAUCGCCGCCUUCCAGGGGCUCUCCAACCUGGCACUCAAUGGUAUCGUCCUGGGAACCAUCUUUGUGGGAGGCUCCCUGAUGGCCGGGGAUGAGCUUUCGCCGGGCGACCUCAUGUCCUUCCUGGUGGCCUCGCAGACCAUGCAAAGGUCCAUGGCCAACAUCUCCAUCCUGUUUGGGCAGGUGGUGCGAGGUCUGAGCGCCGGCGCCCGCGUCUUUGAGUUGCUGACGUUGGAGCCCAGCGUGGCGCUGCGGGGGGGGACCUCCAUCCCCAGCCACUCCCUGCUCGGGCGCAUCUGCUUCCACCGCGUCUCCUUCAGCUACCCCACCCGCCCCGGCUACCCGGUCCUACGGGAUUUCAGCCUCACCCUGCCCCCCUGCAAGACGGUGGCCAUCGUGGGACCGUCCGGAGGAGGCAAGUCGACGGUGGCAGCGCUGCUGGAGCGGUUCUAUGAGCCCACGCAGGGCACCAUCACCCUGGACGGCCACAACAUCUCCUCCCUGGACCCCUCCUGGCUGCGAGGGCAGGUCAUCGGCUUCAUCAGCCAGGAGCCGGUGCUCUUUGGAACAACCAUCAUGGAGAACAUCCGCUUCGGGAAGCCGGGAGCCUCCGACACGGAGGUGUACGCCGCGGCCCAGCUUGCCAACGCCGAUGGCUUCAUCCGCAGCUUCCCUGAGGGCUACAACACCAUCGUGGGCGAGCGCGGCAUGGCGCUCUCGGGGGGUCAGAAGCAGCGCAUUGCCAUCGCCCGGGCGCUGCUGAAGGACCCCACCGUCCUGAUCCUGGACGAGGCCACGAGCGCGCUGGACGCCCAGUCAGAGAAGGUGGUGCAGGAGGCUCUGGACCGCGCCGUCUCGGGCCGCACGGUGCUGCUCAUCGCCCACCGCCUCAGCACCAUCCAGGGUGCCGACCUCAUCGUGGUGCUGGCGCAGGGCCGGGUGGCCGAGGCAGGGACCCAUGAGGAGCUGGUGCGACGGGGGGGUCUUUAUGCCGAGCUCAUCCACCAGCAGACCAAGGACCGGUCCUGAGCGUGGGG